AUGCUCGCACAAACGCUCCUCCUUCCGCUCCGCCGCACCUUCCUCUCCGCAGCCACGCCCGCCCGCCUUCCCACCAUCUCCCGCGCACUCCACACACCCGCCGCCCGACCAUGUCUCCAAUCAUCCCCGGCCAUGGCGAGCUUGUCAUCACGAUUCGCGGGACUCCGGAUACAGCAGCAGACGCGGGGCAUGAAGGUGCGGUCGUCGGUGAAGAAGCUGUGCGACGGGUGCAAGAGCGUGCGGAGGAAGAAGGGAAAGUAUGUGUACAUCAUUUGCAGCAAGAAUCCAAAGCAUAAGCAGAGGUACGUGCCAUCGCUUUCUUUCUGGGACUGGGAACUGGGGCUUGGGGGCAGCGCUGGGCCAGAGUGA
Molecule: messenger RNA, 369 nt
Organism: Paraphaeosphaeria sporulosa
Lineage: Eukaryota; Fungi; Ascomycota; Dothideomycetes; Pleosporales; Didymosphaeriaceae
Exons: 1
Coding region: 1-369 (122 amino acids)
Biological process (GO): translation
Cellular component (GO): ribosome
Molecular function (GO): protein binding; structural constituent of ribosome
Source: RefSeq, a predicted model, not a curated record